Molecule: messenger RNA, 2583 nt
Organism: Aethalodelphis obliquidens (Pacific white-sided dolphin)
Lineage: Eukaryota; Metazoa; Chordata; Mammalia; Artiodactyla; Delphinidae
Gene: GJA4
Product: gap junction protein alpha 4
Exons: 2
Coding region: 1091-2092 (333 amino acids)
Biological process (GO): cell-cell signaling
Cellular component (GO): connexin complex
Molecular function (GO): gap junction channel activity
Source: RefSeq, a predicted model, not a curated record
UUUAAGGCGCCCCCGCCGCCAGGCGCCGUCCAGCAGGCAGGGCUCCCACGGGCGCCGCUCCGGCCGACGCGCGUCCCUACUGCCACCUGGGCCGCCGGCAGGCAGGCGGUGAGUUGGGCUGGGGCGCCACCUGCCAGCUGACGAGCGGGCAGGGACAGGUUGCCACGUGCCAGGGGCUGAGGGUGGCUGCUGGGGGACCCACCGCGGCCGCGCUCACCCAGCCUGCUGGGCCAGCCUCUGCGCUAAGCCAGGCUCCUGCCUCCUUCGGUCGCAUCCUUAGAACCCUUGUUAGUAGGAAUAGUAUCAUUUCCAUUUUACAGGAGAGGAGUGCUCAGAGGUCGUCACUUAUCCAAGGUCCCAGUUUGUAGAAGAGUCAGGAUUUGAACCCAGGCCUGGUUCCAGAGCCUGGCUCUAAACAGCUUUGCUGCUGGGGAGAAGCACCACCCCUGCCCCUUUCCCCUACCUUCCUCCCCCCACUCUCCCCGUGGUGUUCUGGGAACUUUGUGGCCUGUGCCUCCACCCUGCCAUGACAAUUCCUUUCAAGAGUCUAGAAUUUGGCAGCGACAACUUUGGCAGGGGGAGGGGAUGGAGAAAGGGGACAGGAUCAAGUGUCGGUACUUGAGCGGCAGGUGGUCAGUAUCGCUGACAGGUGGAGCUAAUGCAGGAUGCUGCCUUGAGUGUCUAGCAUGCCUUCACCCACCCCACCAUAAACUCAGAGGUUAGAGUGAGGCCAGCUGGGUGAGAGCUGGUGGGGUGGGGAGUGGGGACCUGAGGCUUUCGGCCCCCUGAGAAGCUGAAGAUAUCACCACCACCACCCACUCCCCCACUGGCUGGGGGGGGGACAGCCUGUCCUGGGCAAAAGGGAGGAGGGGCAAGGCACAGCUUUGUGACCUUGGAUAAGUUCCUCAAAUUCUCUAUUCCCUUAGGCUCAGGAGCCUCACCUUGAUCCAGACCUCCUUCGGCUGUGGUCACCCUGGGACUGCAGCUGGGAACAAGAGGGACACAGAUGUGACUAGACAGGGACCCUAGCUGUACCCUUGCCAGAGCUUAGCAGUCAUCAUCCAAAGAUCUGGACGGAGGCCCAGGAGCCAUGGGCGACUGGGGCUUCCUUGAGAAGCUGCUGGACCAGGUCCAGGAGCACUCGACCGUGGUGGGCAAGAUCUGGCUGACGGUCCUUUUCAUCUUCCGCAUCCUCAUCCUGGGCCUGGCUGGCGAGUCAGUGUGGGGCGACGAGCAGUCGGAUUUCGAGUGUAACACGGCCCAGCCAGGCUGCACCAACGUCUGCUACGACCAGGCCUUCCCCAUCUCCCACAUCCGCUACUGGGUGCUGCAGUUCCUCUUCGUCAGCACGCCCACCCUGGUCUACCUGGGCCAUGUCAUUUACCUGUCUCGGCGCGAGGAGCGGCUGCGGCAGAAAGAAGGGGAGCUGCGGGCACUGCCGGCCAAGGACCCACGCGUGGAGCGGGCACUGGCAGCCAUAGAGCGACAGAUGGCCAAGAUCUCGGUGGCGGAGGACGGUCACCUGCGGAUCCGUGGGGCGCUGAUGGGCACCUAUGUGGCCAGCGUGCUCUGCAAGAGUGUGCUGGAGGCAGGCUUCCUGUACGGCCAGUGGCGUCUCUAUGGCUGGACCAUGGAGCCUGUGUUCGUGUGCCAGCGCUCACCCUGCCCCUACCUCGUAGACUGCUUUGUCUCACGCCCCACGGAGAAGACUAUCUUCAUCAUCUUCAUGCUGGUGGUUGGACUCAUCUCCCUGGUGCUCAACCUGCUGGAGCUGGCGUACCUGCUGUGCCGCUGCCUCAACCGGGGGAUGAGGGCCCGGCAGAGCCAGGACACGCCCCCAGCCCAGGGCACCUCCUCGGAGCCUUAUGCUGACCAGGUCUUCUUCUACCUCCCCAUGGGUGAGGGGCCCUCAUCCCCGCCAUGCCCCACGUACAAUGGGCUCUCGUCCAGUGAGCAGAACUGGGCCAACCUGACUACGGAGGAGAGGCUGGCUUCUUCCAGACCCCCCCUCUUCCUGGACCCGCCCCCCCAGAGUGGCCGGAAAUCCCCCAGUCGCCCCAGCAGCUCUGCUUCCAAGAAACAGUAUGUAUAAGAGCCCGGGAAGUCUUGCUGCCUUUAGUGCAAGACUCUGCAGAGAUGACUGGGGCUGGGGAAGCAGGUGCUUGCUGGCCAGAAGGCCUCACUGCAUGCUGUUCUUGAACACCUGGGGCCUUCCUGGUGACCAGAGGGCACCAUAGUUUCCCCUCCAGAAUGUGGCUUUGUCCCAGGCACAGACAGAGGCAGCUUGGGGUGCUCUUGGCCAAGGGUGUUUGGGCCCUGUGGUCUUUUUCACCGUGUUCAAAGGGACUCGGAGACAACUUCCUCCACCCCCACCCCCUGGAAGAUUCACCUCUGCCCAGGUUGUCCACACACCCUGUCCUCACAGAAAAAGGCUGGUCGAGGCUGCUGGGUCAGCCUUGAUCCCACACACAGACAGAGCCUGUGCUGGAUCUGGCCCUGUCAAGGGGACUGGGGUCUUGUUCUCAUCACUCCUUCCUAGUUCUGCUGUUUAUCCUUCUAAAAUAAACAGGACUUGACCACAAG